This is a messenger RNA of Phascolarctos cinereus (koala), 1071 nucleotides long. Its product is annotated as trace amine-associated receptor 7a-like. Gene Ontology annotation, molecular function: trace-amine receptor activity. The record is from RefSeq and is a predicted model, not a curated record. Lineage: Eukaryota; Metazoa; Chordata; Mammalia; Diprotodontia; Phascolarctidae. Gene Ontology annotation, biological process: G protein-coupled receptor signaling pathway. Gene Ontology annotation, cellular component: membrane.
AGUACCUCUAGAAGAAUCAUGACCAGCAACAUUGGGUCCCAGCCUGCAGCAAUGCAGCUCUGCUAUGAGAACAUCAAUGGAUCCUGCAUUAAAACCUCCUACUCCCCACUACUCCAAGUCAUCUUCUACCUGGCUUUUGGCUCUGGAGUUCUGCUGGCCAUUUUGGGAAAUCUUCUGGUUAUGAUUUCAGUCCUUCACUUCAAGCAGCUGUACUCUCCUGCCAAUUUUCUCAUUGCCUCCUUGGCUUGUGCUGACUUUUUGGUGGGAGCCACUGUGAUGCCCUUCAGCAUGGUGAGGUCAGUGGAGAGUUGCUGGUAUUUUGGGGAGAGUUAUUGUAAAGUUCACUCUUCUUUUGAUAUGUCAUUUUGUUAUUCUUCCAUUUUUCACUUGUGCUUCAUCUCCAUUGAUAGAUACAUUGCUGUCACUGACCCUCUGGUCUAUCCAACUAAAUUCACUCUGUUGGUUUCAAUAAUAUGCAUUUCGUUCUCCUGGCUCCUUGCCAUUACAUUUAGUUUUUCUCUAAUUUACACAGGUGUGAAUGAUGAUGGGCUGGAGGAAUUAGUAAGUGCCCUCACCUGUGUGGGAGGCUGUCAGAUUGCUGUGAAUCAAACCUGGGUACUGAUAGACUUUCUGUUGUUCUUCAUUCCCACUCUGGUCAUGGUCAUUCUUUAUUGUAAGAUUUUUCUAGUAGCCAAACAACAGGCUAGAAAGAUUGAAAGCAUGGAUAACAAGACUGAGUCAUCCUCAGAGAGCUACAAAGCCAGAGUGUCCAAGAGGGAGAGGAAAGCAGCAAAAACACUGGGCAUUGCAGUGAUUGCAUUUCUGAUUUCAUGGUUCCCUUAUUUUAUUGAAUCAAUAAUUGAUGCAUUCCUAGGGUUCAUCACCCCAACAUAUAUUUAUGAAAUUUUAGUUUGGUUUGCCUAUUAUAACUCAGCCAUGAACCCUUUGAUCUAUGCUUUCUUUUACCCUUGGUUUAGAAGAGCAAUUAAACUGAUUGUCACUGGGAAAGUCUUCAGAGAUCACUCUUCAACAAUAGAUUUGUUUUCUGAACAAAUUAAGGUUUUAGACUGA